Messenger RNA from Ipomoea nil (Japanese morning glory), 905 nucleotides. RefSeq names its product N-acetyltransferase 9-like protein. Gene Ontology annotation, biological process: protein acetylation. NCBI's taxonomy places the organism in Eukaryota, Viridiplantae, Streptophyta, Magnoliopsida, Solanales, Convolvulaceae. The record is from RefSeq and is a predicted model, not a curated record. The transcript is spliced from 6 exons. Gene Ontology annotation, molecular function: N-acetyltransferase activity. The coding region runs from base 40 to 627 and encodes 195 amino acids.
GUUGACGCAGAUAGAGAGAGAGAGAGAGAGGAGAGGAAAAUGAAGGUGAGCGUACAAGGGGAGAAGGUGGUGCUGGUACCGUACAUGAGAGAGCACGUUCCGAAGUACCAUGAAUGGAUGCAGGACCCUUCUCUCCUCCAAGCUACUGGUUCUGAGCCGCUAACCCUAGACCAGGAAUAUGAUAUGCAGCUCUCUUGGACACAAGAUCCCUUGAAGCAGACUUUCAUAGUGUUGGAUAAGGAGCUGAUUGUUGGAGACUUCUUCCAUGGGGACGCGCAUGUUGAAGCCAUGGUUGGUGAUGUGAAUAUAUAUAUGAAUGACUUGGAUGAUUCCCAGACUGCUGAGAUUGAAAUAAUGAUAGCAGAACCCAAAUGUCGCGGCAAAGGGCUUGGUAAUGAGACUGUUCUUUUGAUGAUGGCAUUUGCUGUGGAGAAAUUUGGGAUCCAUACCUUCCGUGCUAAAAUUGGAGAGUCAAAUAAAGCUUCUCUCAGCCUAUUCCAAAAAUUGGGAUUUGUGCAAACUUCUUACAGUCAAAUCUUCAGUGAGGUAACACUGGAGUUACCAAUAACCCAGGCAAAAGGCAAGGAGCUGCAUCAACUGAUUAGCAACGCGGUUACACAUUCAUAACUAUUGGAAGAUCUGUACUUUAUCGUGAUUAGAGAGAGAUUCCAAGUCUGCUUAUGAGCUUAUAUAUCCAACCUGUUCUUCUCUGGAUUGCUUCCAAAACCCCUCCACCUUAGCAAGUCAGAUUGCCAGAUUGGGACUCAAACUAAUUAAGCAGUGAUAGCUGAUUAUCAUGCCUGUAUUUGGUUGCCAACGUUGGCAUUGCUGUAUAUCACUUUCUGAUGUGAUGGGAUUUUUAUACACUUAUCAUUUUUCAAUAACAAACCGGCUUUGUUUCCCUA